Molecule: messenger RNA, 2019 nt
Organism: Puccinia triticina
Lineage: Eukaryota; Fungi; Basidiomycota; Pucciniomycetes; Pucciniales; Pucciniaceae
Exons: 3
Coding region: 1-2019 (672 amino acids)
Biological process (GO): positive regulation of transcription by RNA polymerase II; negative regulation of transcription by RNA polymerase II
Molecular function (GO): RNA polymerase II cis-regulatory region sequence-specific DNA binding; DNA-binding transcription factor activity, RNA polymerase II-specific; zinc ion binding
Source: RefSeq, a predicted model, not a curated record
AUGUUUUCACCAUCCUAUCAACAUCCUCAAUCAACCCGCCCACCAUCGCAUACCGAACCACGUCAUCAGCACGCGAAACAAACCAAGCCACAGCCACCUGCAGGCCAAUCCCAGCCUGCAAAAGAAGCAUCACACCAGAUUCGCCAGCCGUCAAUUAGCAGCAGCACUGCAACGGUAGUACCCCGGAGUACUCCCCAGCAGCAAGCAUCCACUCCUCAGAAAGCUCGUCAGCCAUCCGGCAGUUCUCCAAUAUGCGCCAACUGUGAAACUGAGACUACCCCGCUCUGGCGAAGGAAUCAAUCCGGCGCCACACUCUGCAACGCCUGUGCUCUAUUUCAGAAGAUGAAGGGCCGGCCCCGGCCGAUCUCCCUCAAGACUAAUGUCAUCAAGCCACGGAACCGGAUCAAGGCCAUAGACAGGAUGCCAGCCUCCGCCCGCCCGGCCCGACCACUUGCCAACACCGGCAGCCAUCAUCCCGGCAGACUGAACACCAGUGCUAGCAGCACCAGCAGCAGUUCCUGUAGUACCCCCAUCCAUCCCACGUCCUCCUCCCUCUAUCACCAUCACCACCAACAGCCAAACCUCAUACAGCAGGCAACCUCCCGGCUCAACAACAACACCCAAGACUCGCCGCCCUCAUCAGCUAAUACCGCUCCAGCCUAUCUCCAUCCAGACCAAGCCUAUCGUAAAGCAGGACCUAGCCAUUCUAACGGAAGUGUGUUCCGCUUCAACCCUCAGCCACUCGCCAAUUCAUCAGCGCUCAAUUUGCCCUCUCACCACAUUGGGCACUCCCAAUCGGUACCCUCGGAGCCGGGCUCACUCUUCAGAGCAAAGACUCACUCCACCCGCAAGAGCCUGCCGGGCGGCCCAGACCCAUUCAGCCAGCCGCUGUCGCUCUCUGACCAAUCUGUCCUGCAACCCAAGCGCAGGAAGCAAAGCCUCAACGCUCCCACCAGGGCCACCCCGACCGAAAACACUUUCCCGGUCACUAGGGCAUUCUCCGGCCCACCACGCCUCCCCACGCCGCAUGUCUCCUCCGACAGUUUCGCUCCCCGCUUGCAAUCACCCAACUCCGGUUAUUCCCCUCCCAUCCGCCGUCAGCAUCAAAUCCCUCAUGAUCAUCAACAAUCCCCUACGGAUGACCAUCCUACUUUCCAACAAUUCCCGACUGACAGGAGAUCGACAAUAGAUCGCGAAAAGCCCGAGGAGAGAGAGAAAAUGCAAUGCACCGUAGGAGUGGAUCGGCGACGAUUCAGCCCAUCACCGAUCGUCCUACCGCCGCUCUCGCAGCUUACGCAGCAUCUGAGUGAGCCGGCAAAGCUACCGCCGAUGCUUCGAACUACCGAACUAGGGCCGCCGAAGUCGUUCGAGGCGAGUGCACGCGAGGCGCGACUGCACUCGCCGGUAUCCCCCCACGGCAACCUGCUUGCGAUUCCGGCGGGGCGGGCGGCGGAGCCCCGACGGGCGUUGUCGGUCCAUUCGUCUGUCUCUGACCCGGACUCGGUCCUCUCGCCGAUCCGGAUAUCUAGCCCGAGCGUUUACGACUCCUCGCCGUCCGACCAGCAGACACGCCAACGACAGACCGAGCCGCCGAUCACUCCUCCCGUCUUUCUUGGCUAUCCUGCCUCCUUCCAUCGCCGCGCAUCUGGCCCUUCUCGCCCCCUCACCGGCCAGCCCACAAUUGAGUUCGCCGACGCUCUCCACCCUCAUUCUUCCAACGAGGCCUGCCAUGAUAACGCUCCUGUCGAGGAACUCUGUCAGCUCAAAAAGCGGAUUGCUGAGCUCGAACUCAUCAAUGGUCGCAUGGUCAAUCGUCUUGGCGAGCUCGAACGCCGGCCUAACAGCUCCCCAGCGGGCCCCUACAACCUCCUCUCCCGCGAUCAAGACGAUGAGAAAGAAGAGAACCAUAGCUCUAUCGUCGGAAGUGACAAUGAAGUUUCGUUGCACAUCACUGGUCAAGACCCUUCUGAAAAUCACCACGAAGAAGACGAAGAAGACAUGAUUGACGCGAACUAUUAA